AUGUAUGACUCUGGCUUAAAUGGGGAGUCCAAAGUCAGUAAAAUUAUUGUUGGGAGUUCUUGGCAUUGGCCUUUUCCCAACUCCUGGGAUCUCAGGGAAUUAACAUCCCAAACUCCCAACAAUUGCCUUCCUAACCCCUUGGAGAGGGACACUACUGUUUGGUCCCUCAACCCUGAUGGUGCUUUCACAAUUAAGUCUGCUUGGGAGUUGUGGAGAUAUAAGCAGGAUUCGGUUCCUUGGUAUAAUCUUGUCUGGGGUCAUGCUACUAUCCCCAAAGUUAGCUUCAUUGUUUGGUUGGCUAUCUAUGGCAGGCUGAACACUAGUGAUAGACUCUAA
Molecule: messenger RNA, 336 nt
Organism: Camellia sinensis
Lineage: Eukaryota; Viridiplantae; Streptophyta; Magnoliopsida; Ericales; Theaceae
Source: RefSeq, a predicted model, not a curated record